CAACUGAUCAUCUUGGUGGUUGGCAAUGGUCAUAGGAUGAAAUUGUCUUCAAGGGCUUCAUGAUUAUUGUAUGCAAACCUAUUCUGUCAUCUGGUGAGAUGCCAUCCAUAGUGCAAACUUACCUGAAGUCUCUGCCUUGACAUUUACAGGACACUCCAGAGGCAAAGACUUCAUACAGGAUCACAGGACUUCAGAGGCAAGAGACAGUGACAACCAGAGUGAUUUCAUCAGCCAUGUCAUCAUCCAUGAUCCAUUCGUCUUUAGACAAUUGUUUUUCGAUCAAGUGGACAACACAGUGAAUUGGUGAUGUUGUCAUCUUGUUUAUGCUUUUUUUUCCUCACCUGUGUUUGGUCCUUUGCAGAUAUCACAAUAGGAGUACCAAGCAGAGAUGCUCGGUCCCAGAUCGAAGAUCCAAGACCGGAUGGCUGGGCUGUUCACCAGGCAGGCUGCCGAGUACGCCGCGGCGCGGCCGGUCUACCCCAAGGACCUGUUCGUCAAGCUCGCGUCGCUCACCGCCCACCACCGCGUCGCCUGGGACGUCGGCACCGGCAAUGGCCAGGCCGCCAUCGGCGUCGCGGAGCACUACGACAGCGUGGUGGCGACGGACGUGAGCGCGGAGCAGCUGCGGCGCGCCGUGCCGCACCCGAAGGUCCGGUACCUCCACACCCCCGACGCCGGUGCCGACGACGACGACCUCGUCGCGGCGCUCGGCGGCGAGGGCUGCGUCGACCUCAUCACGGUGGCCGAGGCGGCGCACUGGUUCGACCUCCCGGCGUUCUACGGCGCCGCGCGGCGGCUCCUGCGGAAGCCCGGCGGCGUGAUCGCGGUCUGGGGGUACAACUACCGCGUCAGCCCCGUGGAGGACAUGAUGUCCCGCUUCCUCCACACCACCCUGCCCUACUGGGACUCCAGAGCUCGGUACGUGAUCGACGGGUACCGGGACCUGCCGUUCCCGUUCGACGGCGUCGGCCUCGGGAAGGAGGGCGAGCCGGCGGGCUUCGACAUGGAGCACGAGAUGGCGUUCCCGGGCCUCGUCCGAAUGCUGAGGUCGUGGUCGGCGGUGGCGACGGCGAGGCAGCGGGGCGUGGACCUGCUGGACGAGCGCGUGGUGAGGCGGCUGGAGGAAGAGUGGGGUGGCGCGUCGCUGGUCCGCAAGGUCACCUUCAAGGCGUUCCUGCUUGCCGGCACCGUCAGGGCCGACGACCCUGCUUGAUCGAGCGAGUGACUGUGUGGGAAGUAUAUAUGGAGUCGAAUGCUCAUGUGAAAAAUGGUGUAUUGUACUCCUAUACUGUUUGUUUUGUUUAGAUGGAGAGUAUUACGUGAAAGGCUAUUCAUCCCAAGUCAGCCCCUCGUUUUUUUACGUCGUCCGAAAGAUCACAAAAGGAAUUUGAAAAAAAAAAAGAAGAUAGAAGGAGAAGAAUUUGUGAA
Oryza sativa Japonica Group (Japanese rice) is the source of this 1428-nucleotide messenger RNA. RefSeq lists its product as uncharacterized. The record is from RefSeq and is a predicted model, not a curated record. NCBI's taxonomy places the organism in Eukaryota, Viridiplantae, Streptophyta, Magnoliopsida, Poales, Poaceae.